Penicillium lagena is the source of this 4935-nucleotide messenger RNA. RefSeq names its product mitotic regulator LTE1. Gene Ontology annotation, biological process: positive regulation of GTPase activity; Ras protein signal transduction. Gene Ontology annotation, cellular component: plasma membrane. The coding region runs from base 1 to 4935 and encodes 1644 amino acids. Lineage: Eukaryota; Fungi; Ascomycota; Eurotiomycetes; Eurotiales; Aspergillaceae. Gene Ontology annotation, molecular function: guanyl-nucleotide exchange factor activity. The transcript is spliced from 3 exons. The record is from RefSeq and is a predicted model, not a curated record.
AUGGAAUCCUUCCCCUCGGCCGUGGAUCCAACCCCGUCGUCGGUGCUGUUCAAGGAGACCUCCACGGGCUCGCCCCGGGCCCGUGUCGACGAGCUGACCGCCUUGAACCGGACGCGCAGCGGAGAGGCCCAACAUGCGACAUUGAAGCUGCGCCGCGCCAACACCGUGGCCCAGGGUGGCAAUCCGAUCAGACGAAACCAGGAACUGAAGGCGAAGCGCGAGAGAACGGCACCAACAGUGGUUCGGGCCAGGGACAGCAAGGGACGGCUGCGGAAGGAUGCCCUACAACGGUCUCAAACGCAACGGGACCCACGUCCGGCUCCUCCGUCGGGGAGGAGAGCAGGCCACUUUACGGUAGGCAGCGUUGGUCAGAACGGGAAGAUCUUUCUAAGACCGAUUGUCAACCCGGCCCAGAAAGCACGCCGGGUAUCACCACCGACGUUUUCCCCUGCCCAAGUGAAUAAUGGACUCCUCCAACCGCAAAUUCCGGCCCGAGACGAUCCAUCGAGAUGGUCGAGUUCGCAGCUCUCGGAAUUGCGUGCCCCCGCCCGCGAAGAAAGGCCGGAGCAAAAUUACGAGUCCGCACAACCCGAGUAUACAAGCCAGCGUCGCCGAGCGAAUUCGUUUUCAACAAUAUCGGACAAGCAAUCCGUAUCUGGUGCCGACAGGCGUGGAGAGCUGCGGAUCGUCAUCGAUAGAUCCGAGGACCGGCCCAAGUCUGCAGGUGGGAAAACGGGACAUGUGCCUCUUGAGGUGCCCAUCCCUCAUUACCGGCUUGGGACUCCCCGGUUCAACACCGAGGGCAGUGCGGUCCUGCAGAGUUCCGUCUAUACGCGAACGUCCGUAUCUGACAAUUUCCGCAACUCGACAUUGCUGGGUGGAAUGGUUGACCCCCUACCAUCUCGCCUUCCAAGCCCAUUUGGCAGGGACAGGGACUCCUUUUCGCGUGGCCACCCAUCCUUUGCUAUCUCGAUGUUCUCGGGUACGGCGGCCAUUGAUCUCGGCCGGACUUCGCCCGUGCCGAGGAAUUCAGUCGUCUACGAGUUGAAGGGACCUGUUGAGCCCUCUAUCUACGAAACUCUGGUGUCGGACAUGGACGAUGGAGCCGUUGUUCGAUAUAAUUGCGGCACGAAAGACAUCAGCGCCGCAACACCUGCGCGGAUUGUUGCACAGAUCUCGUCAGAAUCUUUCAUGGACUAUGAAUUGGUGUCGGACUUCUUCCUCACUUUCCGUUCAUAUCUCUCUACCCGCCAUCUUCUGGCUCUUCUGCUUGCACGUCUGCAAUGGGCAAUUAAUCGUUUGCAAGAAGAUGGGCGGAUUAUUCGAAUUCGCACCUUUGCCGCUCUUCGACACUGGAUCUUGAACUACUUCGUCGAUGAUUUUGUCACCAACUACGAUCUGCGGACCCAAUUCUGUGAUACUAUAAACAGCCUAUACCAGGAGGUAAGGUCUCGAAGACAUGGGGGUAUGAGCGAUCUCAAGAUCCUCAUUGAUCUUAAACGAUGUUGGAAUGGCAAAUGCUCCGUGUAUUGGCCCGGCCCCGACUUCUCCAACGCAUAUAACGACCCAGACUUGGAUCUUGCACCUGGAAGCACCGAGGUUGAGCUGCCCAGCGAUGCUGUACCCCCCCAGCGGGUUGCAUUUCCUCGUUCCGGACCAGUCCUCUCUGUAGACACAGACGUCCAUGAAAUUCUACCACCAACGCAGCAUGACCGGAAUGAUUCUGCUGCGACGGAGCAGAGUAUACCAUUUUCCACCAAAAGCGACCAGAGCACACCGGCAUUGUCCUGCUCGCUGCCUCCCAAAUCACCCAAACGUCAAUCUGUGCCUCUGUCAAGAGUUAAAGCACCACACCCCGUACAGUUAGACUCGAACAGGUCUCCGGCUUCUCCGCACGAAUCGCCGGUAUCACCAAUCCUUUCACGUCAUCAUGCUUUCCAUGGACAUGGACAUAAGAGAAGCGGCAGCUUCUCAGAUUCGGUACGAGAUGAUCGAGCCCCGAUGUAUGCAGCAGAGGCAGGCCCAGCGGGCCCCGCACAGCAAGAAGUAUUUGACCCUGUUGGUCUUAUCCGUGGCGAGCUCUAUCCACCCGCAGAAUCAUACAUGACAAUGAUGGCACCGGAUUCUCCUCCUUUGGCCCCACCAUCAAUUAUCGCAACCCCAGAUCGCAGGAGCACACCAGAUGGCGCGUCGAAAUUGGUAUCAUCCAAUUCUGGGAUGAGGACUAUCAUUGGAUCGAUCAAGCGGGCGUUACACACCAGGAAUGGCGGACAGAGUGUUUCGGCUCGUAUGGCCAAUGCCCCCGAGGUAAUCGCUAUGCCCACGCGAAGCAAAACGUCCGCCUUGCCCACCAACGUCACUUUCGGAUCUGAAUUAUACCGAGACCGAAAGGCUCCGUCCGUACCCAAACGUCCAGCUCGCAUUGAUCUUCUUUGCGACGAAGUUUUAAAGCAAUAUCGCCUUCGUGAAGCGAUGGAAGAAGACGCCGCACAAGACAUUCCCCACAACCCACGCACUUCGGGGUUCCAGAUCACCGUACAAGAAGUUUCAUCCAAUAUCACUGAACCGAAAUCGCCGAGUGCUCCAGUGGCUGGGGGCUCAAAAACAAGGAGUGAGCUUACUACGGGCAGCGGGUCGAUUAUCAUUGUCGGUGAUGACACCGGCUUUGAUAUUCCCGCCAUGUCGGGGGCUGGUCCGGACUCUGCGGCUUACCGUGAGAGUAGUCAUACUCUAGGCUCGGACGACUAUUUGUCGUCAGAACGCACAUUAUCUCAGAGAUCCGAACAAACGGACGACCAUUCAUUGCUGCCAGCCCAGGACGACGCUGAGGACCUUGUGCUGACCCCUCAACGCUUAAGCUUCUUUUAUCCUACUCGGCCAGUCACACCCAGAUCUCAUUCUAGCGAACGAGUAUUCGUUCCUCACAAGAAAAGUUCCAUUUCCCUUCGGCUUCGGAAGUAUGCCUCGUUCCAAAGCGGGGUUUCCCGACAUCGGUUUUCCAUGGGCAGCGAAGCAGGCCUGUCUGCUCUCAGCUCGAGCGCUCCAUCAGAAAAGCCGGUUGGGCCACCGCUGCGUCGGAGACCCGGUGGAAAUUUGCGCCAGAUGCAGACAGGUGAUGAGCCCAAGACACCAUCUGCUCGUGGAUCAAUGGUCUCUCAUUACACUCUUGAUGGGUCUGUACUGGACAGCAAUGCGCCCACUGAAAGUGGUGAUGCCUCUAGACCUCAGUCUACACUAAUUCCUCCCAACCCUCGCUAUUCUCUCCUUCAUAGAGGUGCUGCGCGGAACUUGAGGCGGUCCUUUGAAGCGGCUAUUGCGCGGUUUGCUCAGAUCCCCGAUGAUCCUGAUGGUGGUAUUGAAUCUGCUUUGUUGAAACUGGAGGGCAAGUGGGAAGAUGCAUCCAGUACAGGGCAAGGGAGUCGGGAGCACCGAGAACACCCCUUGACUCCAUCCGGUGCCAGAAAAGACGUGCUCCCCCGGAGGCGACAGACAGACAAGUCGGCGUUUUCCACAGUUGCUGGACGCCUAGCACCGCCUCGACCCUACUCCGAUUCUGUCGCGGAAUCCGAAGAGUCCUACAACUCUAUUCCUCUGCUUGAACGGGGGUUGACUGACGAGUCGAUGAAACGUCCCCCAACAAGUCGUGCACCGACUAGUGAUAUCUACGGCACCCCUCUGAGUCUCAUGUCAAGUCGUGAUACCGCCGAGUUGGUAUCGCGUCCAUCAUUUCAGAUCGUCAAGGAGACUGAGAGCAUUCGACGCAUUCCGCGAGGAUUAGCUGCUCCCACAUCGGCACCUCGAGAGGUCAAGAGAGAGACGCCGAAACGAUUCUCAGCUCUUUCUUCGGACAUUGUCGUGAUUGAUUCGUAUGAUGUCGCCGAGGCACGCAGAUCUACCGGUAUGCACAGCCUGAGUGAAUCCACCGUUGAUAUCCCGCCUCACCCGCUGGCGCAUCCCCCAUCCCCUCCGAUGACCAUUCAGCACCCAGGCUCUGUCAUUUCUUGUGCAUCGCCACUGGAUAAGGUCUUGUUCCAGGCCCAGCCCUUGACGCCCGAUACGUCUCCCAGGCGGAAGAACGGGGAAAACCGAAGCUCACGACCAAGGCCUGUGCAGCAUUUCUCCAGCGACGUUCUUCUCAUUUCAGAAAAAAACCGCAACAUGAACCCCGACCAUGUCCCCUUUAUCCUGGCUUGCGAAUCGCAGGUUCUGGCACAGCAAAUGACACUGGUGGAAAUGGCGGCCUUGAGCGAAGUAGACUGGCGUGACCUGGUCGAGAUGAGAUGGGGUAACGGAUCCCCCAACAUCUGCAACUGGGUCGAAUUUCUCCGCGAGCAGCGCAAGGGCAUUGACCUGGUUGUUAGCCGCUUCAACCUCAUGGUGCGAUGGGUCUUGUCGGAGAUUGUCCUCACGCGCAAUCUCCACGAGCGGGCGCGUACGAUCACCAAGUACAUCCACACUGCGGUGCAUGCGCGCCGGAUGUGCAACUAUGCCACCAUGCUCCAGAUCGCCGUUGCCCUGUCCUCGUCGGACUGCACGCGGCUGCAGCAGACCUGGCAGCUUGUCCCUGCGGAGGACCGGCGUCUGUUUAAGGACAUGGAGUGUUUGAUUCAGCCGGUCCGCAACUUCCAUGAUCUUCGGGUUGAGAUGGAGACGGCCAAUUUGCAGGAAGGCUGCAUCCCCUUCAUCGGUCUGUACGUCCACGACCUUACCUACAACGCGCAGAAACCAGCCCAAGUCCCCAGCAACGCCGGCGGACUGCUCGUCAAUUUCGAGCGCUACCGCACCACCGCUCGGAUCGUUAAGAACCUUCUCCGGCUGAUUGACGCCAGCACCAAGUACCGAUUCGAGCCCAUCCAGGGCAUCAUCGAGCGGUGCCUGUGGAUCGCGUCGCUUCCCGAAGACGAGAUCCAAGCUCGCAGCAAAGAGCUUUCUUGA